GUGCUAGAAAGGAUAGAGAGAAGUGGGGGAAGCGGGUGUUUUUUUCCUGACUUCUAUCCAGUUUGGUCCCACGGACAGAUUUUGCUUUCAUUUUGGUUUAUGGUUUUUUAAUUGGUUCCAUGGUGAUGGAAGAGAGAGAAGAGAUCCUUCUCUUGUGGAAUUCCAAGGCAACCCUCUUCUCUGGCAGAAUCUAUCUUUUUCUACAUAAUUAUCUAUCUCCCCCAGUGUUUUUUCUUCUUUCUAUCUGAAAUACCACUUUUAUUUGUUUUCUUUUUUUAGGUUCUUUUUUCUUUACAACUUUUACUGGUAUUUCAUGUUGUAAGAAAGGAAUGUUAAUUGUUAUAUUGUGGUGGUGGUGGUGUUGGCAUCUGAAUCUGAGCUAAAAGUUUGGUUCUUUUAUGGGGCAGGUAAGGGGGUGGAUAGUGGUGAAAUUUUUGUGUUGUUAUCAGUAGCUUAAUUUGUUAUAACUUCUGGGAUAUCGAUUAUUGGAGUAAAGAUUUGGUUUUCAUGGGGUGCUGUGGUUCUGGAUGUUAGCAAACAUUUGUGUUUGUUAGAGCAAUUAUUCAUGAGUUCUUGUUUGUUGUUUAUGGUGUUCAGUCAAAAGAUCUGUUUUUUUGAGGUGGGGUGAUCUUUGGAUGUUGGUAGAGUUCUAAAUUCUUCUUAAGUGACUGCUUUGGAUGGUUGAAUUGAUCUAAAAGACUUGUUUGUUGCAAGUAGGUUGAUUCUGGGUGAUUGUGUUUCCUCUGUGAGAAUUUUUUCCAAUUGCCAUCUGGGGAUCAAUUGUUUGGUCUGUAUUGAAUUUGGCUUGAAAGGAUGCAAAGGGAAUGUUUUGACGGUGGAAGAACCAGUUUUUUGAGUGGAAUUUUGUGGUGAAGGAUUGGAAAGGAUGAUGAGAGGAGGAAAAGAUGAGGCAAAGGUGAUGAGUCCUAUGUUUCCUAGGCUUCAUGUGAAUGAUACAGAGAGAGGAGGGCCCAGGGCACCUCCAAGGAAUAAAAUGGCUCUCUAUGAGCAGCUUAGUAUCCCUUCCCAAAGGUUCAACUCUGGAUCACUACCCGUGUCGCCUCUUCCCCCAAAUAGUAACAGCAGCUUGGUUCCUUCAAUAUCAUCAAGCCAUGGUGGUGGCAAUGGAAGGAGUAUGUUUAUGCCAUUCGGCAACUCCCCCGAAUCUUCAAUUUUGGCUGAGAAGUUUCAUUCUUAUUCCAUCCCUGGGAUUAAACUAAAUACCAUGAAAGGAAAUCAAGAAAAAAAAUCCACAAAAGCUACAGAUUACCAGAGUUUGGAUACCACACCACCAAUCCCAGCAAUUUCUAAAAGCAAUCCAUUGCAACCACUCCAUUUCUCUAACUUUAAGAAAUUUUCUUUAAGGAAGCUAGGACACGAUGAUGACCUUAGGGUUCCUACAUCUGUUCUGUCUGGAAGAGAUCGAAAUUGCAGUCGCAGUAAGCAGAGUGGAGGCCAGGAAAAUUUUUCUAAAUUGAACUUGAACUCUUCAAUGCAACUUCAAACUGCUAACGAAAAGCAGAUGAAGGAAAACUAUUCUGUAGAUCAAAAGUCGAGAAGAUAUUUUGGGAACGAAGCUGAGGAGAAUGGAAGAUUAUCUCGAAGUAGUCAAGACCUCAUGGAAAGGUCUAAUUCAGUUCAGUCAACCAGAGAUAAAAUCCUGGCAGACACAUCAUCUGACCUGCCAACCAAAAUCAAGAAUUCAGAAUCAUUAAAACGACCACAUGCUUUCUUGAACCAAGAAAAUAAAAGCAGCUCAGUAAAUAUGGUGAACAGUGUAGAUGGUCCAAAUGCACUGUUGCUUCAAGAGUGUGUGGCUACGCAAGACAAAAUGAUCUUCAGGGAAAAUAUUUUGGUGGAAUCUGGCAGGUGCCGGGAAAAUACUUCCAAGGUGAGAAAUGAGUCUUGUUUGAGACAAUCACUUGGAGUUGAUAAUGGAAGUCCAAAUGUGCUUGAAAACACAAGUAAAGCCCAUGAAGAAAAGAAGUGUGGGGCUAUGGAAGUUGGGGUUGUUGGCGGGCAUAAUAAUGUCCCAGAUGCCGCCACGGUGGAGUCCAUAUCUCAUUUGGAUAUAUGCCCUGAUGAUGUCGUGGGAAUAAUAGGUGAAAAACAAUUCUGGAAAGUAAGAAGAGCUAUGGUCAACCAACAAAGAGUCUUUGCUGUGCAAGUCUUCGAGUUGCAUAGACUUAUAAAGGUUCAGAGGUUGAUUGCUGGGUCACCACAUAUGUUGUUUGAAGAUACCUUUUUUAUGGGCAAACCAUCUUUAGAUGUUUCUCCCAUCAAGAAGUUGCCAUCUAACUAUGUUCUUGAACCGCCAUUGAUUGUUAAAGUCAAAGAUAGUUCUCAAAAACCAAAUAUUAGCAUUGAAUGUGCAGAUGAGAAUGCGGUUGCAAAGCUUCCUCUUCCUUCUGCCAAUGAUGAUACCAGCAAAGGACUUGUUGCACUGCAACCUAAAUAUGGGCCUUAUUUAGGAAAUGCCUUGUCAACACCUUUGGCUGCCAAUACCAGGACAUCUCCUUGGUGUUUCUCUCCAUUUGGAAGUCAGUGGUUAGUUCCUGUAAUGUCUCCUUCUGAAGGUCUUGUUUACAAGCCCUACGCAGGUCCUUGUCCUCCAACUGCAGGCUUUAUGGCCCCAGUUUAUGACAGCUGUGGUCCUGUGAACCUAGCUACAGGAGGUGGGGACUUUCUGAACACAGCUUACGGUGUUCCAGCUUCUCACCAACAAGGAAUUGGAAUUCUUCCUGGAAACUCUGCUAUAGGUCAGACCUACUUUCCACAUUAUGGCAUGCCAGUUAUGAAUCCAUCUGUAUCUGACUCAGCAGUUGAGCAGAUGAGCCCGUUUAUCGGAGUCCAGCUAAAGGGCAAUCAGUUAUCAACAGGUGAUGUAAACUUCACCAUAGCUCACCAGAGUUCAUGCAACAUGUCAAGUCAGGUGAGUCAAGCAAUCUCAUAUUGUGUUGGAAAAUUGCCUGCAUCAAAAGAGAGCGAAAUACAGGGAAGCACAGCAAGUAGUCCCUCUGAAAGGGCUAGAGGGGAUGCGCUUCCUCUUUUCCCUACAGAACCUACAAUUCAGGCAUCUGAUCACAAUGCUCGGUCUAGUGGGCAGCAAACACGGGUGAUUAAGGUUGUACCACAUAACUCCAGAUUAGCGACUGAAUCAGCAGCUCGAAUCUUCCAGUCUAUACAAGAAGAAAGGAAACAGUACGAUUAGUUUUUGUAUCUAAUGAGACUGCGUGGCAAAUGACUGUAUUCUUAUUAUUUUGUCAAAUAUUUGAUGUUUUGUACCAGUAAUUCUUAUAUGCUAAUAACAUGUACAUAGGCAACAUAAGGUUGCAAAACAAUCAACUUCUGCUUAAUUGUAAUCAUGCUUGCUUCUAAGUUUUAUGUUUUA
This is a messenger RNA of Theobroma cacao (cacao), 3391 nucleotides long. Its product is annotated as EARLY FLOWERING protein. NCBI's taxonomy places the organism in Eukaryota, Viridiplantae, Streptophyta, Magnoliopsida, Malvales, Malvaceae. The record is from RefSeq and is a predicted model, not a curated record. Gene Ontology annotation, biological process: regulation of photoperiodism, flowering.